Closterium sp. NIES-67 is the source of this 2279-nucleotide messenger RNA. NCBI's taxonomy places the organism in Eukaryota, Viridiplantae, Streptophyta, Zygnematophyceae, Desmidiales, Closteriaceae. The record is from the annotation of a GenBank genome assembly.
GCGGGGCUCCACCUCCCGUGUUCACCAUCGAUGGUGCGCCGAGACUGACAAUUGCUGCCACAAGUAUUCGCUACCUGUUGUGCUGGCGUCAUCGCUGGUGGGCGCCAUGUCGGGAUCGACGGUGUUGAGUGGCGGGAAGUCGGAGGAGGAGCUGCGGCAAGAGAUCGAGGAGAUCGAACGGCAGCAGGCGCAGGUGGAGGACAGUCUCCGCGCAAUCACCUCGCGCCUGCCGCCCAGCAUAAGGCGCUCGCUGCCCCCCGCGCCCCCCGCCAUCCGAGCGCAACCCAUCCGCGCACCCCGCCGCUUCCCCUUCCCCGGCAGCAGCUCCGACCUCCCAGGCGGCGCCGGCGCGGGCAAUGGGGGGGCGCGCGCUGGUGGGCUUUCGUUCGCUCGGCGCAGCCAGCCCGAUGCUGUGUUGGCGGAUGCUGACGUGGCAGCUGUCACCAAGAGAAGACGGCUGAUGUCAGCAGUGACUCGGGUGGGGCCGGACGGGGACCCCAUCGACCCACGGCGAGCACCUGACUCAGAUGACGUCAUGCACGAAGGCAGAGUCGCUCACCCGGACGCGCCCACAGACAGCCGCCCGCACACCGCUGCCUCACCCCCUCCCCCUCCGCUUGCCCCAGGCCCCCCCUCCGCCCCUGCCCCUGCGCCUGAGCCUGCCCCCCCCCCGCCACGCCCCGUGCUGAAAAUGGACCCGGUGGCCCGGCGCCGCCACCGCAACAUGCUGGGGGCGCUGCUGGUGGGCACGCUGCAGCGAGCACGAGAGGAGGAGGAGAGGGAUGCGGAGCUCUUGGCUCGGAGGGCGUUGAUCCAGCAGAAGGCAGAGCAGCGAGUGGCCGAGGAGAGUGAGCGGUUGAGGGAGAGGGAGAGGGAGAAGAUCAUACAGCAGCGCAAGCGAGACCUCGUGCUGCGGGCGCGGCUGAUGGCCAAGGCGGAGGAGAAGGACGUGCAUCUGCUGCUGCGCCACUGGCGCCACCACCACGCGCUGCUCUCGCACUUCAUCCGCACCAAGGCCAGGCCGCCCAUCAUGUUUCUGCCUGCCCGGCCAUCAGCAACGACUGACAGGCUGCUGCAAGCACAGGAGCAGGGCCUGGCGGAGUGGCAGCAGCAGCAGGAGAGGGAGGUGCAGCAGUUUGUGGCCGACACACUGCAGCGACACCUGGCGGACGCUGAUAGGCUCAUGCUGCCCUUGGGCGGAGAAGGGGGGCAGGUGGUGGGGGGAGGGGAAGCAGUGGGAGGCGGUGAGGUAGUCGGGGGGAACAAGGCUAUGGAGGAAGAGCAGGGUGCUGGCUUCCACUCUGACGGCCAGAGGAGAGAAGCAAGUGCAGACGGGGGCGAGGAGAGGGACGAGGGCAAAGAGAGGGAAGCAAGUGAAGGGAAGGUGAAGGAAGAGAGGGACGCAGGGGCUGAUGGGGAGAGGCUGAUAGAGGAAGACAUGGACGAGGGGGUGAAGGGGGUGGACGAGGGGGUGAACGGGGUGGAGGAGGGGGACACGUUCCAAGCAGGAGGCAAUGGCCAAGGCAAGGAGAGCAGCGGCGCACGGCAGGAGCAAGAGGAGGUUGAGAAUGGUAAGGAAAGUGAGGCGAGGGGGGAUGGGCGGACGAGGAAACCUCAAGGGGGCGACACUAAGGUGGAGAAAGUUCUGGGGGAGGGUGAUGGAGAGGGCAGGAUGGAGAGGGGAUCUGGAAGGGGCAAGGGCACGGGUGGCAGGGAGAGGGGAGAUGGUGGCAGGGAGAGGGGAGAUGGUGGCCAGGAGAAGAGCGGAGGUGGCAGGAAAGGGUCACGUGGAAGCCGCUCCUCACCAGGUCGCUCCCGUGGAAGCCAGUCCCCACGCAGCAGCUCUUCUCAUGGGCGCUCCACUGGGUCCUCCGGCAGCCACUCCAGCAGCCAUGGGGAGGGCGGGCGGACCAAGGGGUGACUGACUGGUGAGGUCUGGGAGCUGUCAUCCGGGAAGGACCCAGAGCUCCUCCUGUUGCUGUGGUAGUGUGGCUUGUUGGGCUGAGAAAAAGCCCUUGGGAUCUUUCCAGAGACUAAGUCCCAACUGUAAAGACUUGGGGUAGUGCAGCGGAAGUUGAGGCAGUUGAACCCUUGUACUAGUAUGUGAGAACAAGUGAUAAUAAAAAGGCAAACAUACAGCAAUAUAUAGAAGAUAAGAAACAGUUGUAGAGUACAGUUGCAGUAGCGGUUUAUCGAGUCGUACAGCGACUCGAUUGUCGCUUCGGUUACCAUCCGUGCUGUUGUAACGGUCAGUCGCAACCUCCAGUUGUGACCCUUCG